GAGCACUCACUCUGCGCAGCUCCCACUGCAGUCGCAGGCAGCCUCCCUCCUCUCCAUUCUGUCCUCAUUUCUCUCUCUCACACACGAUGCGGCUCCGCGGCACUGGCAGCCUGGGCUCCUCUCUCAUCACCGAAGGAGUAAUGAAGAGGACCACCAUGUAGACAGAAUGCAGACAUUGACAGACUGCAGACGGAGAUAGAAGAUAGAAGAAGCAGAAUGGGAACAUGCAUCUGGAGCGGCUCCCGAUUGACCCACAGUAACAGAAGACCAGAAGGGAUCGUUAUUCUCCUGUGGACGUACGUCGCUCCUCUCGUUGCUGGUCUAGCUGGCUUCCUUUAGUGUUCUCUGGAUGGUCUCUCCACACUGUCGCUGACUGAGGGAUCUCAGCCUGUCUCUGUAUCUCAAAGUGACAACAGGAUUUAGCUCUCCCUCUGUCUGUCGGUGGGCGCUGCAGCACCUGUCUCUCUCUCUUAUCGUGUGGUAUUGCCGGACGCAGUGGCAUUCACCCCUCUUCCUCUUCAUUUUGAGAAUCCCUCUCUCUCUCUCUCUCUCUCUCUCAACACACACAACCCCCUCGUAAAGCUGAGGUUUGUACUCCUUCUUCGUCGAGUUACUGAGCAAUACUAGCUAGUCAGUCAUCAUGGGGGACCUGACCAACAGUGAUUAUUACUCUAAGAACCAAAGAAACGAUGUCAGCAGUAACCACGAGGGGGGCUUUGGGGUCUCGGUCAUGGAGCUGCGUGAACUCAUGGAGCUGAGAGGCAGCGAGGCGGUUGUUAAGAUCCAGGAGGAGUACGGGGACAUGGACGGGCUCUGUCAACGGCUUAAAACAUCACCCACAGAAGGCUUAUCAGGAGAUGCAACCGACCUAGAUAAGAGGAAAGAAGUGUAUGGGGAAAACCUUAUACCUCCGAAGAAGCCAAAGACCUUCCUCCAGUUAGUAUGGGAAGCCCUGCAGGACGUGACUCUGAUCAUCUUGGAGGUGGCUGCCCUGAUCUCUCUGGGACUGUCCUUCUAUCAGCCUCCGGGAGGGGACAGCGGAGAAUCCUGUGGGACAGCGGCGGCGGGUGCAGAGGAUGAGGGUGAGGCCGAGGCCGGCUGGAUAGAGGGAGCAGCCAUCUUGCUGUCUGUAGUGUGUGUGGUUCUGGUGACGGCCUUCAACGACUGGAGCAAGGAGAAGCAGUUCAGAGGGCUGCAGAGCCGCAUCGAGCAGGAGCAGAAGUUCCAGGUGGUCCGAGGUGCUCAGGUCAUCCAGCUCCCGGUCGCUGACAUCGUGGUCGGGGACAUCGCACAAAUCAAGUAUGGUGACCUGCUUCCAACGGAUGGAGUGUUGAUACAGGGGAACGACUUGAAGAUAGACGAGAGUUCGCUAACAGGAGAGUCUGAUCACGUCAAAAAAGCAGCCGACAGAGACCCGAUGCUGCUGUCUGGUACCCAUGUGAUGGAGGGUUCCGGCAGGAUGCUGGUAACAGCUGUAGGGGUCAACUCUCAGACCGGUAUCAUCUUUACUCUGCUGGGGGCCGGAGAGCCAGGGGAGGAGGAGAAGAAGGAGAAGAAAGCUCUCCUCCCAAUUCCACCGCUGAACUGCCCCCAUCCCUCUGCCCACCCCAUCGCAACUAUAGCCACCGAUGGUGCUGCAGGUGGUUUUGCACCUGGAAAUGCCAGCCUAGUCAAUGGUAAAAUACAGGAUGACAAUAUGGAGAACAACCAGACUAAAGUGAAGAAACAGGACGGAGCGGCUGCUAUGGAGAUGCAGCCUCUGAAGAGCGCCGAGGGAGGAGAGAUGGAGGAGAAGGAGGAGAAGAAGAAAGCAAACGUCUCCAAGAAGGAGAAGUCUGUCCUCCAGGGGAAACUGACCAAGCUGGCUGUUCAGAUUGGCAAAGCAGGUCUGGUGAUGUCUGCCAUCACAGUGAUCAUCCUGGUGCUGUACUUUGCUGUGGACAACUUUGUCCUGCAGAAGAGGCCGUGGCUGACGGAGUGUACCCCCAUCUAUGUCCAGUACUUUGUCAAGUUCUUCAUCAUCGGUGUCACCGUGCUGGUGGUGGCUGUACCUGAGGGGCUGCCCCUGGCCGUCACCAUCUCCCUGGCCUACUCUGUCAAGAAAAUGAUGAAAGAUAAUAACCUGGUUCGCCACCUGGAUGCGUGUGAGACGAUGGGUAACGCCACGGCCAUCUGCUCCGACAAGACCGGCACGUUGACCACCAACCGCAUGACUGCUGUGGCGUGCUACGUGGGGGAUGUCCACUACAAGGAGAUACCGGACCCUGGACUUCUGUCUGUUAAGUCUCUGGAUAUCCUUGUCAACGCCAUCUCCCUCAACAGCGCGUACACCACCAAGAUACUGCCUGCCACCAAGGAGGGUGGUCUGCCCAUGCAGGUGGGCAACAAGACAGAGUGUGGCCUGCUUGGCCUGGUGCUGGACCUGAAGAGAGACUACCAACCCGUCCGAAACCAGAUCCCAGAGGAGAAACUCUAUAAGGUGUACACCUUCAACUCAGUCAGGAAGUCCAUGUCCACGGUCAUCAAACUACCAGACGGCUCCUUCAGGAUGUACAGCAAAGGAGCCUCCGAGAUCGUCCUCAAGAAGUGCACUAAGAUCCUGAACCAGGAAGGCGAGCCGCGGGUGUUCCGUCCCCGGGACAAGGACGAGAUGGUGAAGAAGGUGAUCGAGCCGAUGGCGUGUGACGGGCUGCGGACCAUCUGCGUGGCGUACCGUGACUUCCCUGGCGACCCAGAACCCCUCUGGGACAACGAGAACGACAUCCUCAAUGAGCUGACGGCUGUCUGCGUGGUCGGCAUAGAGGACCCUGUCAGGCCAGAGGUGCCUUCUGCUAUUGUGCGGUGCCAGCGUGCGGGCAUCACGGUGCGCAUGGUGACAGGUGACAACAUCAACACGGCCAGGGCCAUCGCCAUCAAGUGUGGCAUCAUUCACCCUGGAGAAGACUUCCUGUGUAUCGACGGCAAGGAGUUCAACAGGAGGAUCCGCAACGAGAAGGGAGAGGUUGAGCAGGAGCGCAUGGACAAGGUGUGGCCUAAACUGCGAGUCCUGGCUAGAUCCUCCCCUACUGAUAAACACACUCUGGUUAAAGGCAUCAUAGACAGCUGCUUGACAGACCAGAGACAGGUGGUUGCAGUGACAGGAGACGGGACUAACGAUGGACCAGCCCUGAAGAAGGCUGACGUGGGAUUUGCCAUGGGUAUAGCCGGUACAGACGUGGCCAAGGAGGCGUCUGACAUCAUAUUAACGGACGAUAACUUCAGUAGCAUAGUGAAGGCUGUGAUGUGGGGGAGGAACGUCUACGACAGCAUCUCCAAGUUCCUCCAGUUCCAGCUGACUGUCAACGUGGUGGCUGUCAUAGUGGCCUUCACUGGGGCCUGCAUCACACAGGAUUCUCCCCUGAAGGCGGUCCAGAUGCUGUGGGUGAACUUAAUAAUGGACACCUUUGCGUCCUUGGCGCUGGCGACGGAGCCCCCCACCGAGGCCCUGCUGAUGAGGAAGCCGUACGGCCGCAACAAACCGCUGAUCUCCAGCACCAUGACCAAGAACAUCCUGGGACACGGCAUCUAUCAGCUGGUUAUCAUCUUCUCCCUGCUGUUCGUCGGUGAGCAGAUCUUUGACAUAGACAGUGGUCGUCACGCUCCUCUCCACUCCCCUCCGUCAGAACACUACACCAUCAUUUUCAACACCUUCGUCCUCAUGCAGCUUUUCAACGAGAUCAACGCCAGGAAGAUCCACGGAGAGAGGAACGUCUUCGACGGAAUCUUCAGGAACCCCAUCUUCUGUUCCAUCGUCUUCGGAACAUUCGCCAUCCAGAUUGUGAUCGUGCAGUUUGGAGGGAAGCCGUUCAGUUGUACUCCUCUGGAUUUGGAAAAGUGGGGAUGGUGCACCUUCCUGGGUCUAGGAGAGUUGGUUUGGGGACAGGUGAUCGCCACUAUCCCUAACAGCAAGCUGCGGUUCCUGCGAGGGGCGGGUCAGCUGACCAAGAAGAACGAAAUGCCUGGGGACGAGGACAUGAACGAGGACAACGAGGAGAUCGACCACGCGGAGAGAGAGCUGCGACGCGGACAGGUCCUCUGGUUCAGGGGGCUCAACCGCAUUCAGACUCAGAUCGAUGUGGUGAACACGUUCAAGAGCGGCAGCUCCUAUCAGGGCCAGCUACGGAGACAGUCCUCCACCACCAGUCAGAACCAGGAUGUAACCAAUGUUUCUAGUCCCAGUCACGUGUCCUUGUCCAAUGCCCUUUCUCCUACUUCUCCCACUGGGCAGUGCUAAGAGUGGAAUGAGGCUACCGCCCACGUCGUGAAUUUCAGGUUAUUCGCGUCGUGAACGCAUUCCGUAGCUCCCUCUACGAAGGCCUUGAGAAACCAGACUCUAGACCGUCCAUCCAUAACUUCAUGACCCACCCAGAGUUUAGGAUAGAAGACACCACGCCUCACAUCCCCCUGAUAGACGACACUGACCUGGAAGAGGACCCUGCGUUGAGGAUGAUCCCUCAGUCCCAGACAGGCAGCCAGCCCCAGUCCCCCAACAAGAACAACAACGCCGUUGACAGUGGCAUCAACCUCACCAUCGACACCACCAGUAAAUCAGCUGCAUCCUCCGGCCCAGCCAGCCCACUGCACAGUCUGGAGACCUCCCUCUAGUGGCCUGCAGCUGGCUGGUGAAGACCUCAUCUGCAGCCAUUGGAGACCUCUAGCAACACCUUCUGACAGCCUGGCUGGUGGAGACCUCCGUCUGCAAUCUGGAGACCUCCUUCACUGCCAUUUGGAGACCUUUCCCUACUGCAAUAUAGAGCUUUCUCUACUGCAAUAUAGAGCGCUUUCUCUACUGCAAUAUAGAGACCUUUCUCUACUGCAAUAUAGAGACCUUUCUCUACUGCAAUAUAGAGACCUUUCUCUACUGCAAUAUAGAGUCCUUUCUCUACUGCAAUAUAGAGACCUUUCUCUACUGCAAUAUAGAGACCUUUCUCUACUGCAAUAUAGAGACCUUUCUCUAUUGCAAUAUAGAGACCUUUCUCUACUGCAAUAUAGAGACCUUUCUCUAUUGCAAUAUAGAGACCUUUCUCUACUGCAAUAUAGAGACCUUUCUCUAUUGCAAUAUAGAGACCUUUCUCUACUGCAAUAUAGAGACCUUUCUCUACUGCAAUAUAGAGAGAUUUCUCUUGAGGCCUGGUGGAGAUAUCUACUGCAGCCUGGUGGCUCGCACACUGCAGGUUGGAGACUUCUGUCUUUCAGUCUCUUGGAUACCUCCUUUGUCUGCAGUUUGGAGACCUUCCUCUAGCCUCAGUCUGUCUCCUGCAAUCUUUCCUCCUGUACCUGGAGAAAACAGCAUACCACACAUACAAUCAGAAAGCACAACAAAGCCAACACACAGGACAUGUGUGUGUACUGUGUGUGUGUGUGUGUGUGUGUGUGUACGCUGCUGACUGACUGAACCAUGUUUCUAGCAGCAGUGAAGAGGAGGACCAGAAAGUGAGUGGAAAAAACAGCAUAAACUACAACCCACUCCUCUCUCCGUCCUCACAUUAACAAUGACUGUUUCUCCUAAUAGAUUCAAUUAAAAACAUUUAUUAUUGCUCCUGCAUGAAUUGUAUAUUAUCCAAUGUUUUUAUUUAAAUCGUUUUUAAAUUUGAUUGGGUGGGUGAGAAGUGGAUUGCUUCUUUAAGGCAGCUUUAUCUGAUCGUUGGUCUGCGAGUUCUUUAAGUGUAAAAAUGUAUUUGGUUUAUAAAAAUGAGACAUGUGUCAAGGCCGUAGGACUCAACAAGCACAGUAGAUUUACACCUGUUGGAAAAGAGGUACCCAUAAAUAAAUAACAUUUCUUAAACUUAUGAUAUAUAUAUAUAUAUAUAUAUAUAUACACAGAGUUUAUCUUCAUUUGUUGGCAUGUUGCCUUGUUUCUGCUUCGAUGGCUCUAACUACUUUUAACUUAUUUAUGUCCUUAAGAGAAUGUCAUUGGUUUACAACACCCGUAGAAACUUCCUGGUUGAUUUGUAGGGUUCCAAACCAUUCAGCAGAUGUAGUUGAAAAAAAAUAAAUAAAACUCAAGUUGUUUGAGUUCUCCUAUUUGGUGUUUAUAAUAUAUAUAUAGUGUACUGGACUUGCCUGCUAUCAAAUACUGUAGAUAUUUUUUAGAGGAUAACAAAAGAAUACCAAAAUAUUAUGGGAUGUAAUAAUUCAUGUUAGUUAAUAUUAUAUGAUUGUUGGGAUGAACUUUGAACCUUUGUUUCCAAACAGAGAUGUUAAUAAGACUAAAGGUUUUAUUUCUUUAAUUACAAUUUUUCUUAUUUUUUCUUAUUUUUGCGUUCAAAGCUUGAAAUGUAACUUAAAUGGAGACUUACUCUGAGCUGAGAGGCCGAACAGGCUUUCUAUAACGGACAUGUCUCCUAUAUAAAAAAAACUGCUAGUUUUAAGGAUUUUUACAUUUUUAUUUUGUGUGACCAUCAAAGGCUGCGAUGGAUUUAUAGUAGAAAUUGCAAACUAUUUGGUUUAUCUGUAUAGAAACAUCUAAAAGUUGUGUUGAAAAUCUUGUGAUAUAAUGUGUUGAUUGAUUGUAUUAUAAUUUUAUUGAUUUCUUGUUUUCCUUUAAAAAAAAUAAUAAGAAAAAAACCACACACGACGAUCCAAAGCUAUUGGCAUUUUGAACGACAAAAAAAAAUUAAAAAAAAUAAAGUAUAAAAUAAAAUAAAAAAACGAAGUAAUGAUGCUAUCAACAACAAAAAUUAAAAAUUGGAAGAAAAAAAAGAAAUUUCCUCACUAUCAGGAUAUGAAUGAAAUCCCUUUUUGGUGUGUUUUUAGAUGUGUUUCUGUGGUGGUUUAACCAAGCUUGUCUUCCUGCCUUCACCGAGUCAAAUCUAGCAUCUCAACACUAUUCACUUAGUUGUUAGAACUAUUUAUUGUGCUUUAAAAAAAAAAAGGAUGUGGGAGAUUAACAAAAGACACACUUAACUUACUAUACAUCAAAAGGUACAGAGGCAUUCAUAGCACACAUUCUUGUGUUAUUGUAAUAUUCCUACAACCAAUUGGAGUCAUUGAAAAGCAUGAUGCUCAAUAUGCAAGUUGAACCAAUCACAAUCGUUCUACUCUAAAUGACUCCUGUGGUAAUUAUACGUUGACCUGAUUUCUCUUUUAUUAAACCAAUUCUGACGUCGGAUUCGGAGAGGGUGCACAAGCUUUCAACACUUAGCUCAGGCCUGUUGAACAAGCUAAGGACUGUCGUCGUUGUUGUUGUUGUUGUUGAAACAGCUCUAUUUUCAUUCAGAAAUGGUCUAUCUUGACUUCUGCAGUUGCUUUUUAAAACCGCUAGAUUUUUUUUUUUGUAUAUUUUUUUUCUCCUUCGGGUAAAACAUUUUUUAUUUAAUUUUUUACAUCACAUCUAUACAUUCAAGCUAUACGUUUAGCUUUAAGGGGAUGCAACAGUGUGGUGCAUGUACAUGACUUCUAAGAGGAAUGUCUUCUAAGAGGAAUGACUUCUAAGAGGAAUGUCUUCUAGGAGGAAUGUCUUUUAAGAGGAAUGUCUUCUAGGAGGAAUGUCUUUUAAGAGGAAUGACUUCUAAGAGGAAUGUCUUCUAGGAGGAAUGUCUUCUAGGAGGAAUGUCUUCUAGGAGGAAUGUCUUCUAGGAGGAAUGUCUUCUAGGAGGAAUGUCUUCUAGGAGGAAUGUCUUUUAAGAGGAAUGUCUUCUAGGAGGAAUGUCUUUUAAGAGGAAUGUCUUCUAGGAGGAAUGUCUUUCAAGAGGAAUGUCUUCUAGGAGGAAUGUCUUCUAGGAGGAAUGUCUUCUAAGAGGAAUGUCUUCUAGGAGGAUUGUCUUUUAAGAGGAAUGUCUUCUAGGAGGAAUGUCUUCUAGGAGGAAUGUCUUUUAAGAGGAAUGUCUUCUAGGAGGAAUGUCUUUUAAGAGGAAUGUCUUCUAGGAGGAAUGUCUUCUAGGAGGAAUGUCUUCUAGGAGGAAUGUCUUUUAAGAGGAAUGUCUUCUAGGAGGAAUGUCUUUUAAGAGGAAUGUCUUCUAGGAGGAAUGUCUUCUAGGAGGAAUGUCUUCUAAGAGGAAUGUCUUCUAAGAGGACAUACACACAACGGUCCAUCCGUCCAGGCUAGUGGGCUGUACUUUACUAAACUCUGCUUGUACUCUAAGCAAUUCCUCCAUAGCAGAAUUCAUUACUGAUCAGGGGCCCCCAUAUUCACAAAGCAACUCAGGUCUAGGAUCAGCCCCCCCCCCCACCUUCUCCCCUCAAACGGAUACUAGAUUACAUCUCCUAUUCUGAGACACUUUGUGAAUAUGGUCCCUGAGCCAUUCUAGUCUCAACCAGACCACCAGGCCCUGUAUUCAUAACGUUUAUCAUAGUAGGAGUUCUGAUCUAGGAUCAGUUUGACCUAUUUUAGAUAAUAGUGAAUAAGAUUAUUAUAGAAAAAGGGGGAGGGGAGAGGACCUGAUCCUAGACCAGCAAUCCUACUCUGAAUACGGGCUCAGACCUCAGUCUGUUCAUCAUGUCAACACACACACGCUUAACUAAACUCAUCCAACUAUUGUUAUAAAUAAUAAUAAUGAUCCUAAUAAGGAGGACACUUCUUGCAAUAUGUCACCUGCCUCUGUGUACUUUACCUAGCAGCAUGCCAUUUUGUUUUUUUGUGGAACAAAGAAAGCGUCAAAAUGCCAACGGUGAAAUGUGGCAUUCUGGCCGAUUUGAUGGGUAUAAAUGAUACGUUUCUUUCCCGGCAUCCUACAUCUUGUUUUUCUGAAUUGUUUUAUCUAUACAAUAAUUGUAAAUAAAGAACUCAAUGUCUUUUGUUCAUUUAAUACUA
Molecule: messenger RNA, 8791 nt
Organism: Oncorhynchus kisutch (coho salmon)
Lineage: Eukaryota; Metazoa; Chordata; Actinopteri; Salmoniformes; Salmonidae
Gene: atp2b2
Product: ATPase plasma membrane Ca2+ transporting 2
Exons: 26
Coding region: 641-4273 (1210 amino acids)
Biological process (GO): calcium ion transmembrane transport; regulation of cytosolic calcium ion concentration
Cellular component (GO): plasma membrane; postsynaptic density membrane; intracellular membrane-bounded organelle
Molecular function (GO): ATP binding; PDZ domain binding; ATP hydrolysis activity
Source: RefSeq, a predicted model, not a curated record